Molecule: messenger RNA, 3555 nt
Organism: Cololabis saira (Pacific saury)
Lineage: Eukaryota; Metazoa; Chordata; Actinopteri; Beloniformes; Belonidae
Gene: aftpha
Product: aftiphilin a
Exons: 10
Coding region: 221-2410 (729 amino acids)
Biological process (GO): intracellular transport
Cellular component (GO): AP-1 adaptor complex; trans-Golgi network membrane
Molecular function (GO): clathrin binding
Source: RefSeq, a predicted model, not a curated record
ACCAGCUCCGCCGCGGUGCAUGCCGGGUAGCAGCAGCAGCUAGCAGCAGCUAGCAGCAGCAGCAGCGGCAGCGGAGCGAGGCGCCUCUUCCCGCCGUCUCCCUCCGUCCAGCGGACCCCGCGGACCACCUGCAGGACAGAGAGCCCUUCCCCGAGCCAUGGGCGUCCGCGGCCCCCGCGGACCGGUGUAGCCAGGAGGACUUGUUGACUUCUGGAGACCCAUGGAGCCUGAUGUGAUCCGGAUGUAUUCCUCGUCUCCGCCACCGAUGGAAGAUGGCGCAGAAGAUGAAGAUGACGACUUUGGAGACUUUGGCGCUUUCUCUGGAGGAGUUCCAAACAGCAUCAGCUUCUCGGAGUUCGAGACGCCCAUGACCUUCGACCAGAACCAGGCUCUGGCGGCCACGUCUCCACCGGAGCUCCUCGCCAGCAGAGGGGUGGUGGUGAACGGCGUGGCGGCCGCGAGCCACCGGGUCGGCGGCCCCCCUGAGAGAACUGACAGGAGGAAGGUAGUAUCCUGCUCGCCGGAGCGGCCGGCGAGUGAGCCUGCCGACUGCAACGGCGGAGGCACUGAGGUGCUAACAAACGGAUUUGGUACCUGUGAUGUUCAGGGAAGCCCCCCCUCACCGAACUCUGUCCACUCGUCCACUCAGGACAGGGGUGGGGGAGCUGACGAGGAAGAGUUUGCAGAUUUUGCUGCUUUUUCUAAUGAAGGAAGACCCUGCAGCCGGCAGGAGGAGCCGUCCUCGGAGGAUGACAUCAGGGACACAAACAGAACCGAGACCAACAGACCCGGGUCUGACUCCCACUGUCUCCCUGCUGAGGACUCUGGGGAACCACAUACACACACCCACUCAGAACAAAGGGACGUAGCCUCUCCACUGCAAAACCCUCCCGCUGAGGCAGUUUGCAGUAAUCCCUCCCCCACUCUGAACGGAGGUGCGGACAACGACCUGUCCCCCGACACGGCCGGUGACAGCGAGAAGGGCUCUGAAACGGAGACGGAGACGUCACUGGGUCGUUUGCUGUCCACGGACGCUCUGGAGGAGUAUGGCGACAUGAGCACAACGGGUUCGGCGCCGUCUCCUCCCCCACAGGGCGGUGCCGCCACCCCCACCGACCAAGACGAGGACUUCGGGGACUUCGGCGAUGCCGGUUCGUUUGCCGGUCAGGGCUUUGGUGAUUUUGAGCAGCUGGAGAUCCAGCAGGAUUCAAAGACUACAGUCACAGAACAGGACGAAGACUUCGGUGACUUCAACUCCCAGAAGAUCCACCCUGGUGGACCCGAGGGGGCGGAGUUUGCCACCUUCCCCGUCAGCGACAGCUUUGGGAACUUCAGCUCAGCGGACGGCGGGGGCGCGGAUGCUGGGUGGAGCGCCUUCGGGGAGCAGCAGCAGCAGGAGGAGGAGCAAGGGGAGUCGUGGGCGGAGUUCAGUGCAGAGGCGAGUGUGGCUCCUCCUUCAGAGAGCAGAGGGGAGGAAGAGGAGGAAGAGAUGGAGGAGUGGCAUGAAGGUGGCGCUACUGCAGUCGUCGAGGAAACCAGCCAGACCGACAGGCAGCCGGCGUCGCUGUCCUUCCGCCUGGAGAAGCUGUUUCACAGCAGCUUCCCUCCGACCGCCGUCCAGCUGACGGAUGAGGAGGUGCAGACCCUGAAGGUCCAGCUGGAGCCGGACCAGGACGAUGAUCGGGGGAUAUCAGGCCACCGGUCGGUGAGCGUCGCGGUGUGGAUGCGGCUGCAGGAUAUCCACGAGGCCCUGGGCCUCCGGUACCAGUGGGGGGGCUCCUACUGCAACAAAGCUCUGCUGUGCUGCCUGGGAAUCGACACCCGGAACAUCCUGUUCACGGGUCAGAAGAAGCAGCCGGUCAUCGUGCCCAUGUACGCCGCCGGUCUGGGGAUGCUGGAACCGACCAAAGAGCCCGUAAAGCCCGUCUCUGCAGUCGAGAUGAUCGCCUCCAUCGCAGCUCCAGAGAGAAGCUCCUGUCCGACGGACACAGUCCAGCAGGAGGCGCUUCCUCCCGUCCAGUUCGACUGGAGCAGCAGUGGCCUUACGAACCCGCUGGAUGCCAGCGGAGGCUCGUCUCUCUUAAACCUGGAUUUCUUUGGUCCUGUGGAGGAUUCAGGCUCCACCAGCUCUCCCUCCAUCCCAGGCGUCGACCCCGAGCUCUUUGAGCUGACGACCGCCAAGCUGGAUCCCGGCGGCUCCGGCAGCCGGGUGGCCGACGCCUUCGCCCGCCUCAUGUCCACCAUGGAGAAGACCAGCACGUCCACCAGGAAACCCAAGAAAGACGAGAAUCUGAGCGAGGAGGCGGCCAAAGUGAUCGCAGCGCUGCCCGACCUGUCCUUCAUGCAGGCCAAGGUGCUGAUGUUUCCCGCCACGCUGACGCCGCUCGGCUCGCAGGCCACGCCUGACUGAAGCUCCGCCCCUGGACACACCCUCAUCACCCCGCCCAUGUGUUUUUCUUCUGUUGCUGCAUAUGUUUUGCAUUCCUAUCACGUUUAGUUUUUAAUGUUUAUUUUUAUUUUAUUUUUGUCUUAUGAUUUUUCAAAAUAAAGUGAAGCAUUUACGGAGGGAGGCGGGGCAGCGCUCUGCAGGUUAGUUCGGAUCUGUAAACUCUAGCUGUAGAAGUGUGUGUGUGCGUGCGUGUGCGUGCGUGUGUGUUCACAUGUAGACCAGUUAUGUACAUAAUCAGGGAUUCAAUGUUUUAUUUUGAUUUCUGACAAUUUUAUUUUGGCGGGUCUCUGAAGGAAACACUGGCUGAAGCUCUUUCAAUCAAACUGAAGUGUGUGCAUAUACAUAUCCAUAUGCAUAUACAUACAUACAUAUGUAUGUAUGUGUACAUACAUAUAUGUAUAUAUAUACACAUACAUGUAUAUAUAUAUACAUACAUGUAUAUAUGUAUGUGGAUUAGUACGUUUAUAUACAUAUAUUGGAUCUUUAUACAUAUAUUUAUGGACUUGAAACCACACUGCCUGCAAAAUCCAGCUGAAUGUUUCGUCCCCUCGUCUGUCCGGAGGCCUUAGUUUUUACCCUGCUGUCCUUAGAUUUUACCCAGGUUGUCUUUAAUUCUCCUGCAGCUCCUGCUGGCGUUCUUGAGGAGCUGCGGUCCAUCCUGUCUGUUUUUAUUCUCCGCUUUCCUUCCUCUGCUGUUUCUCAUGUUUUGGGGGUAAAAAUGGAACAUUUAGUAUAAAACCACUGAAAGUUUGUGAGCGUGGAAGUCCAGCUCGUGCCCGGGGGGGGGCGGCUCACGAUGAAGGGAAUUAAGGGACCAAAGUCCACGUCUGUUUGUUCGCUGUGUUUGGUUUGCUCAUACUACUGUCGUCUCCCAGGAGGAUUUUGCACAUUUGUAAAGAUGAAAUGGAUGUAAUCAUAGUUCACUGUGGCUUUAGACCGUGUACAGUUAAACUAUGGGCUGUAAAAUGUUCCGGAAAGUUCCUAUGGAAAAAAAACUGAGACUGGGGAGCCUGGGGGGAUCAUGGUGCAUGCCCAGGUUCUCCUGAAACUACAGGUGUGUAAAUUUACUUUUAGUGUACACAAGAAAUUAAAAUAAUUUAAGAGAA